AUGGUGGUGGUGGCAGCUGAUGCGGCGGUGGAGGGUGGCACGGCGGCGGUGAGGGCUGUUCGGAGGCAGGGGGUUUGGAAAGGUAAUGGGGGAGGGGUUAAGGGGGAAGGAAGGGAAGGGGGGUGUGGGUGGUGGUGGGUGGUGCGGCUGGGACGGAGCGGCGGCGGUGGGUGUGGCGGUCGCGGAGGGGGGCAGUGGUGGUGGAGGGAAGAGGAAGAAAGAAGAAGAAGAAGAAAGAGGGGGAAGGGGGGUGGCGUGGCGGUGGGUUCUGGGUGGUCGACGGGGGCGGCGGUGGUUGGUGGUGGUGGCUGGAAGUUGGUGGGGGCUCUGAUACUAGAUGGCCCAAAACAGAUUAGGAGGGAAAGGGGAAGAAGGCGUAACAAAAGAUAA
Messenger RNA from Arachis ipaensis, 390 nucleotides. The record is from RefSeq and is a predicted model, not a curated record. Lineage: Eukaryota; Viridiplantae; Streptophyta; Magnoliopsida; Fabales; Fabaceae.